This is a messenger RNA of Parathielavia appendiculata, 678 nucleotides long. RefSeq lists its product as uncharacterized. The transcript is spliced from 2 exons. The record is from RefSeq and is a predicted model, not a curated record. Lineage: Eukaryota; Fungi; Ascomycota; Sordariomycetes; Sordariales; Chaetomiaceae. The coding region runs from base 1 to 678 and encodes 225 amino acids.
AUGGCCGGGCCGUCCGGUUCCGGCUACGGGUCCGCCUCAGGUUCUGGCCCCACGUUUGGGAACUUCGCGGGCGGCGGUAUGGAGACGGCGGCGCGGAUGCGGGCGGCCCACGGCAUCAUGGCGGCGGUGGCCAUGGUGGCUCUGUUCCCGACGGGUGCCAUCUUUAUGCGGAUCUUCUCCGGCCGGCUUGCGCUGUGGAUGCACGCCCUCACACAGGUAGCGGGCCUGGGUGUUUUUGCGGGCGCUGUUGGCCUCGGACUUCAGCUCGUCUCGGAGGUCCGGGAAAAUAUUGGUCGUGACCUGCUGCAUGAAUCCAGCACCAGCUACCACUCCAUCAUCGGCCUCGUCGUCUUGGGGUGCCUGGCGGUGCAGCCGGUCCUGGGACUCAUCCACCACGAAUGGUUCCGUCGGCUGCACCGGCGGCAAAUAUGGUCGUACCUGCACCUCUUCAACGGCCGCAUUCCCAUCACGCUGGGCAUGAUGAACGGUGGACUCGGACUGUGGAUGGCCGGGGCGUCGGACCGGCUCAAGGUUGCCUACGUCGUCACUGCGGCGGCCAUGUGGACGCUCUGGAUGAUGACCGCGCUGUGGGCAGAGUGGAAGCGCUGGCGGAAGGACAGGUCGUGGAGCUGGAGUGCAAGCAGGCCUGAGGUGAAUGAGGGCGGUGUUCCGUUCUGA